AUGAGCGAGGCCAAAGAAAUCAAGGAAGUCAAAGAACCGCGAGAGCCUGGCACAGGACCCGGGCGAAGGAAAACCGUCCGCAAGGGCAUGUUUGCCAAGGAUCUCAAGUUACUCAUGUACGGUUUUGGCGAUGUGGCUAAUCCAGCUUCGGAUUCUAUUGCUGUAAUGGAUGAUUUGGUCAUGGACUACAUCACGGACAUGUGUCAGAAAGCGGCUAGGGUGGCAGAAAACCGAGGUAAAGUUCGAGUGGAAGAUUUCAAAUUCGUGCUACGUAAAGAUGCGAAAAAGCUGGCUCGUGUGGAGGAGCUGUUGUAUAUGAGUGAAGAUAUUCGACGUGCCAAGCAGUUGUUUGACGAAAAGGAAAUGGAUCCCUUGGAAGAAGGAACAACCACCACCACCACCGCCGGUGGUGCGGCAUCAUCCACCCCGGCGCCCAUGCCUGUUGCUGGUGGCAGUACCGCGUCCCAAUGA
This is a messenger RNA of Radiomyces spectabilis, 471 nucleotides long. Its product is annotated as transcription initiation factor IID, 18kD subunit-domain-containing protein. Lineage: Eukaryota; Fungi; Mucoromycota; Mucoromycetes; Mucorales; Radiomycetaceae. Gene Ontology annotation, cellular component: transcription factor TFIID complex. Gene Ontology annotation, biological process: transcription by RNA polymerase II; RNA polymerase II preinitiation complex assembly. Gene Ontology annotation, molecular function: protein heterodimerization activity. The transcript has 3 exons. The coding region runs from base 1 to 471 and encodes 156 amino acids. The record is from RefSeq and is a predicted model, not a curated record.